CCUAAUAGUAAAACACUGACAGGAUACCUUUAAUGCACUGAGUAGCCUACUUUUACUUUUGGUACUUUAAGCACAUUUUGCUGAUGAUACUUACAUACUUUUACUUAAAUAAGGUUUAGAAUGCAGUAGCCUACUUUGACUCGUAAUGAAGUUUUUCUCAGUGUGAUAUUAGUAGUAGACAGUAGUAAAAAUUAGUAAAGGAUCUGAAUACUUCUUCCACCACUGCCCUUUAAUGGAGCUAGCAAAGAGCCAAGCUGCAAUAUUGAUACUGGGGGGUUUGAUUUAGGAGGCAGUCUAACCAACACCUGUCAGGAGACAUUUAAGUCUUGACUCCAGUACCACACUAACGUUAUAUCUCUGGUCAGCUUUAGUCUGGAACUUUCUUUUGGCUACCUGUUAACCUAGCUGUCUGUCUGGGAGGAGGCAGCCACUUUCUUCAUUAGGUCUCCUUUAAGCCUCUCUCCCCGGCUGCCCCUCCUCGUUCGCCAGCAUGACGCUCCCUCCGCGCGCACACAUUCUUUCCCUCCCUCUCUAACUUUGUCUCGUCCCUGAAGUAAACUUUUCAACCAUUAUUGAUAAUCUUUCCAAAAUCACUGCUGUGACGGGAAGAAAUGCCUGUUGUGAGGACGGGAACACGGACUUGUGAGCACCGUUUCUGACAGCUGAGCUCCUUAGGCUAUGCCCCAGUCCCCUCUCUGAUGAGACGAUGAGAACCCACACCCGCGGGGCCCCCACAGUCUUUUUCAUAAGUCUACUGUGGCCCCUGCUGGCAGCGGAAGUGGACCCCAGUGGAGGAAUCCCCUUCAUGGGAGGCAACUAUGAUGGUCAUCCCAUGCUGUACUUCAGUCGGGGGGAUGUGGAGGAGAUGCAGUACGCUGCCGCGGGGACUCAUCAGGACAUGGCGAGGAGGAUCCGUGAGGCUGGUGAAACCAUGCUGGAGCAUCCCGAGGAGUACCUGCCCCCCUGGAGCCCCGUAGAGUUUAGUGCUCGCUGGAACGAGGUGUAUGGAAACAACCUGGGUGUGCUGUCCAUGUUCUGCCUGCUGUAUCCGCACAGGGCCGGGGCCCUCGACCUGGCCAAGGACUACAUGGAAAGGAUGGCAGCUCAGCCUAGUUGGUUGGUCAAAGACGCCCCCUGGGAUGAAGUGCCUUUGGCGCACUCUUUGGUUGGGUUUGCCACUGCUUACGACUUUCUGUACGAGUACUUGAACAAGGGCCAGCAGGAGCGUUUCCUCCAGGUGAUCGGCAACGCGUCACGCCUGAUGUACGAGAAGUCCUACGUCCGAGGCUGGGGGUUCCAGUACCUGCACAACCACCAGCCCACCAACUGUGUGGCUCUGCUCACAGGAAGCCUGGUUUACAUGACCCAAGGUUACCUCCAGGAGGCCUACCUGUGGACCAAGCAGGUCCUGUCCAUCAUGGAGAAGUCCAUGGUGCUUCUGCAGGAUGUGACAGAUGGCUCCCUGUAUGAAGGAGUGGCCUACGGGACUUACACCACCCGUUCCUUGUUCCAGUACAUGUUUCUGGUGCAGCGUCACUUUGCCAUCAGCCACUUCGACCACCCCUGGCUCCUUAAACACUUCGCCUUCCUGUACAGAACGAUCCUGCCUGGAUUUCAGCGGACUGUAGCCAUUGCAGAUUCCAACUACAACUGGUUCUACGGGCCAGAAAGCCAGCUGGUCUUCUUGGACCGUUAUGUGUUGCGUAAUGGCAGUGGAAACUGGCUGGCCAAUCUGAUUCAUCAAAACAGGGUGAUGGAAGGGCCAGGGCAGGCUGGCAAAGGCCAGAGAUGGUGUACUCUCCACACAGAGUUCAUCUGGUAUGACCCGGGCCUGAUUCCCAAGCCUCCAUCGGAUUUUGGAACAUCUCAACUCCACUACUUCGAGGACUGGGGCGUGGUCACGUAUGGCAGUGCUCUACCUGCAGACACCAACCGCUCCUUUCUCUCCUUCAAGUCGGGGAAGAUUGGGGGGCGUGCCAUCUUUGACAUCGUUCACAGGAACAAGUACAAAGAGUGGAUCAAAGGGUGGAAGAACUUUAAUGCUGGUCACGAACACCCUGAUCAGAACACUUUCACUUUUGCACCAAACGGUGUCCCAUUCAUCACUGAGGCACUGUACGGACCCAAGUACACUUUGUUGAACAAUGUGGUGUUGUUUGGCUCGGCUGUGUCAGGGAGUUGCUUUAAGCCGUGGGCUGGACAGGUUACAGAAGCCUGCGAUUCCAAGUGGUUAAACUACAAGGUGGGGCUGGCGGCUGAUGCCCAGGGCAGAGUAGAAGCAGCUAUGGAGAGACAGGGAAUGGUCUUCAUCCGUGGUGAGGGACAUUCUGCUUAUAAUCCAGAGCUGAAGAUCAGGAACUUCCAGAGGAACCUGCUACUUCUUCACCCACAGCUCCUGCUCCUCGUGGACCACAUCCACCUGGAUGCCGACAGCCCAACCAGGGCCAUGAGCGCCUUCUUCCACAACACAGAACUUCCGUUCCAGGGUACAAAGGUAGAUGGUGUUCAUGGAGUGUUUGUAUCACACGGUGAAGACAAGUAUAAGAUGUUCUGGAUGGAUGACACAGGCUACAGCAACAAAGGAGUGGUAGGAUACUGGAACUACCCUCGAGGGUACCCGUAUAAUGGCUCUAACUUUGUGAACGUCACAAUGCCAUUGAGGUACCCGCACACCAGGGUGGCCUACAUUUUCUUUGGACCAGGCGUGGAUGUACAGAGCUUCAGUCUGCGUGGCGAUGACCAGAGAGUGGACAUUUACCUGGCCACCAAGGAACACUCCUACACCAUCUACCUGCUGACCGGGGAGGUCACCAGCAAGCCUCUGUUUGCCAUGGUGCUGCUGGACCACAAGAAGAUCGUGUUCGAGAAGACGCCGGCUGAGGCGGACAGCUCGCCCAAAGAAGUAGAGGAAUAUGUCAACGUGAUGGAGGACAACCUCCAGCACGUCAAGCCUGUCUUCCAGCAGAUGGAGAGACACAUCCUAGGACGGGUUCUCAACACUGCCAGCUUCCGUAAGACUGCAGAGCGCCUCCUUCAGUUCUCCGACAAGAAGAAGACAGAGGAGGUCAUCAAGAAGAUGUUUUCUAUGUCUAACAAACAGGGCAAGGGUAAAGGGGGGAAGAAAGUGAACCUUGGGGAGAAGCUUUCUGAGAAUCUACCUGACAUUUUUGCACAGAUUGAAGUGAAUGAGAAGAAGGAGAGACAGAGGACUUCGAAGCGUACAUAUGAGGACAGUCCAGAGGAGGGGGAUACAGACUCACGGGCCUUUAUAGAUUAUACAGACGGCCGCAAAAACAGAAAGGGGGGCUUUGUCAAGGGCCGCAAAUUCAAUGAGGUUCUCAUGGUAGCCACUGCAGGGAGCGAGGGUCUCUCCAGCACGGCCUCCUACAUAAGACUCUUUCUCCUCCUGAACACUGCCACCUUCUUCCUGCUGCUGGCUGUGUUACUGACUCGCUUUCAGAGGGGUCGAAGCUUGCACACGCAGAGAUGUUUCUACACCGUCCUCCUGAUCGACUGCUUCAUCUUACUGUACCUCUACUCUUCCUGCUCCCACACACAGUGUUAACAUCGGGAGCAUGUCCGGGCCUUCCCACUACACACGACCUGUUGUUCACGGUGAACUAAAUGCACCCCACACCUCAGUCUGAGCCGGACCUUACGACAGAAUAUUAGGACCACCGUUAGGGGGAAAAAAUGAGAUUUCAAGAAAAAAAAGUAGAUUUUCAGAAACUUUUACAAAAGUCAUAAUGUUACGUGAUGCUUAUUUAAAUACUGAUUUCUACUUAUAUCUUAGUCAUAUGCAGUCUUGUUUUAAUAUUAUGACUUUUAUCCCCAUAAUAUGAUUUUUAGCAUUAUAUAAUUACUUAUACUUGCAUACUGUUAGAACUUUUAUUCCAGUAACGUUAUUAUUUUUAUACCCCAAAAAUAUUGUGACUUUAUUCUUGAAAUCUCAGAUGUUUUUUUUCUAACAAUGGCCUAAUACCUGUAAGAUCUACCUAAUGGGUGUUCAGGAAAAACAACUGAUUCCAAAUAGGAAUUGAUGAAUUGCCAAGAUGAAACCAGACCACCUGUGCUGUAAUAAGCUUCUGUGGAGCUUUAGAGCGGAGUCUGAGUCAAGUUUGUCCUUUGUAGCGUUCAGAGGUCCUGCUGUGUCUCAGACCUCAAGGUUAGCCACUAUAAAACAGUUGCCUCACCUGUACUUGAGAUUGGUCCUGUCUACAUAGUUGAUAGAAAUACAUUUAAAUGUAUAUAUGUGAAAGCAAGAUAUAUUUUUUUGGUCAUUUUUUUACCAUUUGUAAAUAAAAUUACUACCUGCAUAGGUGGGCAUCCAGUGUGUGUUGUGUCGAGUGAAUGACAAUAAACUAAAUAUCUUUGGGUUGUGGACAGAACAAGACAUGUGAGGAUGUCAUCUUGAGCUUUGGUAAACACCGAUCCACAUUUGUCCCUGUUUUUCCCUGUUUUCUGACAUUUUAUACACCAAACAACAAUGAAAAUACUUGUUAGUAGCAGUUGCCCUAGUGAACUAAAAAACAAAAGGAAAAUAUAUUUAUAUUACGGUGGCUAAGAGAGCUCCACAAACAUAAAGGGUCUUUGUAUUGUGCAUGCUGGCUCACUGUCAAACAGACCCGAGCUACCCUUAAUGUUUUUACUUAAACCUGUGCUUUUCCUAACGUGUCAACGUGGGAUGGAUGGUUGAGAUGCCCAUGUUAAUGAUGUGCAAGUGUUCACGUCAUCAGACAACUUGAGAUGAUUGUAUGACUGCAGAGUUGAUCGUGUGAGGGUUAAAUUUGGCUUUAAUUGUACUCAGCGACGGACUUUAGCUGGCAUCAGGUGUCCAUGUUUGCUACGAGGGUACCAAGAGUCGGAUACAGCAGCGCUUUCUGAAAAGUCUGCGCGUCCCAGUUGUGAUCACAACUUGGAUGUUGACGUCAGUGAUAUGACAUGAACAGCAUUAGUGUCCCCAGGAUACAUGUAUUGUGUUGUAACUCAGUUCAGGUGUUGUGUACAGCUUGCAACUGACCACUCUUAAUUUCCUUGUGUUUUUUGUACAUACAGCACAUUCCUUUAUGCUAAAUAUGUGCUGUUACAUUGGUGGAUAUUUUACAAAAUGUUUUUGUGCUUUACGUAUUUGCAGCGAUUAUUUCUAAAUGUAACAUAAUGUGUUGUCAAAGUGAAGAAGAUGUUUGGUUCCUUAAAGGAUGAGGUCAUACCUUUUAUAUUUUUCUUUUUGAAACCAGCGAUGUGUUAGUCUGUCUCUUAAUACUCUUCUCUAACCUGUCUGUGUCUCACAGCCCCAUGCUCAUUCAUUCAUACUGACGAUUUAAAUCUUUACUAAGUUUUGCAAAUAUAAAGUUUCAGUUUUAAAGGUCAGUAAUUCACAGCUGGUCACUGUAGGGAGGAAGUGCUGCAUUUGUUGGGGACUAUUUUCAGCAGCAGAUAAUUAAUAACAGAUUUGGAGCUCUAAGUAUUUACCACAGGAGGUCGGUGUGAGUGUGUGGGACUGAGUCUAAAUAAUUACAGUGUGUGUGUUCAUGUCAGCCUGUGCAACAGUGUGGCUCAUUUAUGUGUUUUUAAUAACAAUGGAGCACAACUGUGGCACAGAGGAAGAAGAUCCAUCAGGAUUUGGAUACACACACAAAACCUGUUAGUAGAUACACUCAGUGUUGGUUUAGGUCUGUACAGGAGAUGUGUUGCCAAAAAGAACAAAAUAGAAUAUCAUAUCCUUUUAAGUUUCAGUGUGUUGAGCUCUCUUGGUCACCAUAUAUAAUGUAUAAUUUCUAAGCUUAUAAAAAUACGUUGUCUAAAUGUACAAAAUCUGUUUACAGACUUUCCGAUUUUCCUGAGUCACUAAGCCUGUAUAAGGAGUGAUGUAUUUCUGAACAGUGAAGGGUUUUAUUUAUUUCAUGACAAUGCUGAUACAAAUUUGUUGUAACUCUACAAGUCACUGUAGUCUAGACACUCAACACCUACUGGUCUUUAAAGCCUUGCAUGCAUCAACAUGCCUCAGAGCUGCAAGUGUUGCUUAAUCCACAGGUUCCAUGCUGUAAGAUAGAAAUGAUAAACAGUCAAAAACACUCAGGGACAGCUACUGUAUUUUAUCAGUAGCUAAAUAAAUUCAUUUUCACAGUA
Molecule: messenger RNA, 6129 nt
Organism: Micropterus dolomieu (smallmouth bass)
Lineage: Eukaryota; Metazoa; Chordata; Actinopteri; Centrarchiformes; Centrarchidae
Gene: dse
Product: dermatan sulfate epimerase
Exons: 6
Coding region: 707-3565 (952 amino acids)
Molecular function (GO): chondroitin-glucuronate 5-epimerase activity
Source: RefSeq, a predicted model, not a curated record